Molecule: messenger RNA, 1863 nt
Organism: Colletotrichum destructivum
Lineage: Eukaryota; Fungi; Ascomycota; Sordariomycetes; Glomerellales; Glomerellaceae
Product: Putative peptidase M24, aminopeptidase P, creatinase/Aminopeptidase P/Spt16
Exons: 2
Coding region: 305-1780 (491 amino acids)
Biological process (GO): proteolysis
Cellular component (GO): mitochondrion
Molecular function (GO): metalloaminopeptidase activity; manganese ion binding
Source: RefSeq, a predicted model, not a curated record
ACCCAAUAUUGCACCGUACGUACACGCCAUUUUCAUUGCUCAGCAUCGUCUGUACUUCGUCCUCCCUCCCAAAAUCACAUCGACUCGUCACUGUGGCACAAUACCUAAAGGGGACAGCCACGCCGCCCCAGUCCUCACUCGGUCCUCGGCCUCACGGAAGACGAGUCAGCCUUGCUGCAUUUCUCUGUAAUCGUCGCACUUUUAGUACCAGGGAAAUGAUCUCGUCCGAAUUGUAGUGCCUCAUUCUCUCCGUUACUGUGCCUCACUUUUUUACCUCUUCUCGUCCAUCAUCGCUUAUCCGGCCAUGAACGUCUCACGGCCGGUGAGCCGCGCCCUUCAGACCGCCCAGAGACUACGCCCCAUGAAAUCGGCGUCACAAUGGCGGCUCUCAUUCUUCACUGGUUGUCAAUUCCGGCGCUACUCCGCCGUCUCUGCCGCCGAGCUGCAGUUCGGCCAGCCCGUGCAUGAGACUCACCCUCACAUCCUCAAAGCCGGCGAGAUCACGCCCGGCAUCACAGCCCAGGAGUACUGGGAACGACGAGCCCGCCUUGCCGAGAAGCUCCCAGACAAUGGGGUCGCCGUUCUCGCCGCCGCAGACCUUCAAUAUCGUUCCGGCGCGGUCUUCUUCCCCUACCGCCAAGAGUCCAACUUCCUUUACCUCACUGGCUGGAACGAGGGCGACUCGGUCGCCGUCAUCCAAAAGACGGGCAAGGAGUUCGGCGACUUCGUCUUCCAUCUAUUCACGAAGCCAAAAGACCCUGUCGCCGAGCAAUGGAUGGGCCCUCGGAACGGUGUUCAGGCCGCCAUCGACAUCUUCAACGCCGAUAAGGCUGCCGACAUUUCCAAACUCGACCGCCACCUCCCCGAGAUCCUUAAGGGCGCUAGCCGUGUCUAUACGGACAUUGAGAAGCCGCGCCAGGGCGAGCAGGAGAGCAAGCUUUGGCAGCUCAUGAAGGCUGACAAGUCUUGGUUUCCCUCCGUCAAGCUGCCCCUCUAUCCCGUUGUCAACUCUCUGAGAGCCAUCAAGUCUCCGGCCGAGGUUGCCAACAUGCGCCGCGCUGGCCAGAUCUCUGGGCGCGUCAUCACCGACGCCAUGCGUAGAUCGUGGACCCGCGAGAAGGAUCUCCAUGCCUUCCUCGACUACCGUUUCGCCGCCGACGGCUGCGACGGUCCGGCAUAUGUCCCCGUCGUCGCCGGUGGCCAGAACGGCCUCUGCAUUCACUACGUCGUGAACAACAAUGUACUGCGCGACGGCGAGACGGUCCUCGUCGACGCCGGCGGCGAAUAUGGCACCUACAUCACCGACAUCUCUCGCACAUGGCCCGUGAGCGGCAAGUUCUCGCCCGCGCAGAAAGAUCUCUACGAGGCUGUGCUCACGGUCCAGCGCUCUAGUGUCUCGCUGUGCCGGGAGAAUGCAAACCUCUCUUUGGACGACAUCCAUGAUCACACCUCGGCGGGGCUGCUCGGGCAGCUCAAGAGCCUGGGCUUCGAUAUCACAUCCCAUGACAUGGACGUGCUUUUUCCGCACCAUGUCGGCCACUACGUCGGUCUGGACGUACACGACGUGCCGGGCUAUGGUAGGAGGACACCUUUAAAGAAGGGGCAUUGUGUGACCAUUGAGCCUGGCAUCUAUGUCCCGGAUACGGACCGAUGGCCAAAGUCCUUCCGGGGCUUGGGCGUGCGGAUCGAGGACAGCAUUUGUGUGGACGAGGAGUCGCCAUACAUCCUCACCACAGAGGCCGUCAAGGAGAUCGCCGACAUUGAAGCCCUUAGGGACUGAAGAAGUCGUGUAUAACAAGUGAACCCUGUAACCAAAAGUAGUCGAUUGCUGUAAUACUGAAGUAAAAUACCAGAUUUGGCAUU